Messenger RNA from Solea senegalensis (Senegalese sole), 5143 nucleotides. It is a transcript of the gene dennd5b, whose product is annotated as DENN/MADD domain containing 5B. Gene Ontology annotation, molecular function: small GTPase binding; guanyl-nucleotide exchange factor activity. The transcript has 23 exons. Lineage: Eukaryota; Metazoa; Chordata; Actinopteri; Pleuronectiformes; Soleidae. The coding region runs from base 239 to 4282 and encodes 1347 amino acids. The record is from RefSeq and is a predicted model, not a curated record.
CUCGCUCUUGUCUGCUGUGCUGUUCACGUUCAGUUACUACACACUGUUGACACGAAAGUAUGCAUCUCCCUGUAGAGCAGGUUGGUAAAGCAGGUUGGUCUAAGUAAGAAGCUUUUUGUUUAUCGUGAGAACUCUGCGCAGAAGAGCGGACUUUCUUUCCCUCCGCAGUUUCUUUGCGACCGCACUCAUGCGUGCCCUGGAGAGGUAGGAGCUGACAAGAGUUGUACGCCAAGCCGGGAUGAGUGGCAGCUGCGCGGCGUCCGGCGCGGCGCUUUGCCGCUUCGCUCAUUACUUUGUUGUUUGCGGGAUAGACAUAGAAACUGGACUGGAGCCGGAUCAGUUAACAGCUUUGUACCAUUGGCUAGAGGCAAACCGCCAAGGCAGGGAACCAGACACUACAUCCAGAGGUGAACAUUUUGACCAAAGUCCCCUGAAGAGAACAUUCAAGUCCAAAGUUUUGGCUCAUUACCCCGAGAAUGUGGAGGCAAACCCCUUCGACCAGGAUGCUGUCAACAUGUUGUGUAUGCCUAAAGGACUGUCCUUCCGGACACAGGCUAGUCAGCGUGAUCCUCAGUUUCACUCUUUUAUCAUCACUAAGGAGGACGGCUCUCGAACUUAUGGCUUUGUCCACUCCUUCUAUGAGGAGGUGACCAGCCCGCAGAUCUGCUCUGCCAUGCAUACCCUAUACCAGUUGCACAAUGCAAGGCAUACCUCAUCCAACCCUCCUCCAUCUUCCUCCUCCUCUUCCUCCUCUAGCAUGGACUCUCUGGCCAGCAGUUUAGAUGAGGUUGACCCCCCCAUUUCCUCAUCUGCCUCAUCUUCAUCUCAUGCUACGAUUGGCUACGACUCAUCGCGAGAUACCCUCUACGUAUCCAAAGCUUUGUGUCUGAUCAGCCCCAUGCCAUUCAUGCAUGCUUGUCGCCACUUCCUGUCGCAGCUUCACAGGGCCAUCACAGCAGCCACUACCCCUCCACUACCGCUGGAGAGCUAUAUUCACAACAUUCUGUUUGAGGUACCACUGCCCGCCCCGGGACGCACACUCAAGUUCUAUGGUGUUUAUGAGCCGAUCGUCUGUCAGAGGCCUGGAUUACUGGAGCUACCAUUGGCUGACUUCCCCCUCACAGAAACCUUCAGUCUGCUGGGACUGGAAAACCUUGUCCAGGUGUUCACCUGCACCCUGCUGGAGAUGCAGAUCCUCCUCUACUCACAGGACUACCAACGGUUGAUGACGGUGGCAGAAGGCAUCACCACUCUGCUGUUUCCCUUCCAGUGGCAGCACGUCUAUGUUCCCAUCCUGCCCGCCUCUCUCCUCCACUUCCUGGAUGCUCCUGUUCCCUACUUAAUGGGCCUGCAGUCAGCAGAGGGCACUGAUCCCUCCAAACUGGAGCUUCCUCAGGAGGCCAACUUAUGUUUUGUGGACAUUGACAACCACUACAUCGAGCUUCCAGAAGACUUCCCCCUCUUCCCCAACAAGACUGAGUUCAUCCAGGAACUCCGCGAGGUCCUGCUGAGCUUUGGCGUUUCUCUGGACACAGGGGCGCCUCCACAAACUUGCAGCAACCCUGGUGACAAUCCAUCCAUGUCAGGCAGGGAACGUACAACUGUCGGCCUUCAGCAGCUGGAGGAUGACGUGCUCAACAGCAACCUGGCAGGGGAGGAACAGAAUAUGCUGGAGCUGUUGCAGGGAAAUGCCACACUGGAGAGAUUGCAGGCAUUGACCAAAUGCACUGGGGUGACAUUGGCCCAUGUGGGCGCUCUUAGGGCGGGUAUCAAAGCUCACGAGACAGACAGACAAGGGGUACGUACUGAAGUUGAAGAGGAGGAACUAAAUAAUGCAAAGCUGAAUGUCCAGCUGAGGGAAGUGUUUGCUAACCGCUUCACCACCAUGUUUGCGGAUUAUGAAGCCUUUGUCAUUCAGAGUGCACCAGACCUGGAGUCCUGGCUCACCAACAGGGAGCAGAUGCACAACUUUGACAAGGCCUCGUUCCUGUCGGACCAGCCUGAGCCAUACCUCCCCUUCCUCUCCCAUUUCAUUGAAACGCAGAUGUUCGCCACCUUCAUUGACAACAAGAUCAUGUCUCAGUGGGAGGAGAAGGAGCCGCUGCUACGAGUCUUUGACGCUCGCAUUGACAAGACCAGACUAUAUAAUGUGCGCACUCCCAGCCUGCGAACCUCCACCUACCAGAGGUGCUCCAUCCUCCACGAGUCUGCUCAGGCCAUUGAGCAGCGGCUAAUGAAGAUUGACCAUAUGGCCAUUCACCCACACCUGCUGGACAUGAAGAUCGGUCAGGGCAAAUAUGAGCAGGGCUUCUUCCCCAAACUCCAGGCUGAUGUCCUAAACUCAGGGCUGACCAACAAGUGGUCUCACAGGACAGCGACAGCUCAGCAAAGGAAAGAGCGCCACAGACAACAAACAAAGCACCUGAACCUGGAGAAGGACCUGAAGGAGCAGGUGGACGGCUGUGUGGUCCUGCAAAACUCCAUGGCAUUUUGGGAGUGGGACAAUGCUUCCCCUAUGCCUAUCAAACUGCCUAAAAAAUCUGCCUCUGCAUCCUGUCUGAAGUACAUGCAGGAGGCUCGCAGCCUGGGGAAAAGCCUGCGACAACCCAAACUCUCUGAUCUGUCACCAGCAGUCAUUGCACAGACCAACUGGAAGUUUGUGGAAGGUCUGCUGAAAGAGUGUCGUAUGAAGACGAAGCGUAUGCUGGUGGAGAAGAUGGGCCGUGAGGCGGUGGAGCUGGGCCAUGGUGAUGCCAACAUCACUGGGCUGGAGGAGAACACUCUGAUAGCCAGCCUGUGUGAUCUGCUGGAGAGGAUCUGGAGCCAUGGGCUGCAGGUCAAACAGGGGAAAUCAGCACUGUGGUCCCACCUUCUGCACUACCAGGCCCGAGAGGAGAAACUGGAACAGCAGCAGACCGAUUCACAAUUGUCACAUGUUCCUGAGAGGAGGAGGUCUGAGUGUUCCACCAUGAUGCCUUCACUCGGUGUGUCUCUUACACAGGACAUGAGGCACAUCCAGAGCAUGUCCAAGAUCAAAACAGACGUGGGCAGAGCAAGAGCCUGGAUCCGCUUGUCCCUGGAGAAGAAGCUGCUCUCUCAGCACUUCAAACAGCUGCUGUCCCGACAAGCCUUAACCAAGAAGCUCUACAAGCGCUACGCCUUCCUGCGAUGUGAGGAGGAGAAGGAGCAGUUCCUCUUUCACCUGCUCUCUCUCAAUGCUGUUGACUACUUUUGCUUCACCAGUGUCUUCACCACCAUCAUGAUCCCGUACCGAGUUGUCAUCAUCCCCAUCAAGAAGCUGAGCAAUGCCAUGACCACCUCUAACCCAUGGGUGUGUGUGUCAGGGGAGCUGAGGGACUCUGGGAUCAUGCAGAUCCCCAAGAAUGUCCUGGAAAUGACAUUUGAUUGUCAGAACAUGGGGAAGCUGACCACAGUGCAGCUGGGUCAUGAUAACGCUGGUCUCCUAGCUAAAUGGUUGGUGGACUGCGUCAUGGUGCGUAAUGAGAUCACUGCACACACAUACAGGUUCCCCUGUGGUCGAUGGCUUGGUAAAGGUGUUGGUGAUGGCAGCCUGGAGAGGGUUCUGAUUGGUGAGCUGCUUGUGCCCUGUGGAGACGAGGACUGUGGGAAAAGCUGCCGUACACCGCCAAUGCAGGGUUCACCUUCACAAACCAGACGCACCAGCAUCACAUCACUUUCUGGACGAGCAUACAAACCAACUUCAGCUCAAAUCCAUGAGGCGAUUGGAGAGGCAAUGAACAACAUUAUCAAACACUUCCACAAACCAGAGAAAGAGAGGGGCAGUCUGACUGUGCUGCUGUGUGGGGAGAACAGCCUAGUCGCAGCUCUGGAACAGUUUUUCCACCAGGGCUUCAAGUCUGCACGCCUUUUCCAGAAGACCGUGUUUUUAUGGGACUUUGUGGAGAAGACUGUUGCCUACAUGGAGUCAGCUGACCAGAUGGGAGAUCUUCAGGAGACUGCUGCACCCCUGGGGAUGAGCUGUCAGUCACUGUGUCACUACAUCAACACCAUCAACUCUGCUCCCAGGAACAUCGGCAAGGAUGGAAAGUUCCAGCUGUUGCUCUGCCUCGGGGUCAGAGACCGUCUGCUGCCCCAGUGGCUCCCCCUGCUGCUGGAUUGCCCAGUAGUCCUGCUGAUGUAUGAGGAGACAGCCCUUCUUAGAGACCGCGUUGCUGUCAUUGGGCUUGUCGCAGUCCUGGAAACUCUUCAUGAUUUCCCCAUUACGCUGGAUUCCUCACUAACCAAAGGUAUUGACCUUUAACCCCAGAAAGGACUGGACAGCUGCACAUUUCCCUCAACUUCCUCACGAUCAAUGACAACUCAGUAAUGCUCUCUGGCUCUUUGCUGCAUUCCAUUUACGUUGGAAUUUGGAACCGGUAGUAACCGAGUUUUCAGCGUCAAAAAAAAAACAUGGACUCAAAUGUAUCUCAGUGUGCAGCACAAACAGCAUAGCAACAUGUCUAUGGUUAAAAAUUAAACAAAAUUUAAAUUGUUUGUGUAAAGUUGAUUUACUGUGAAACAAAUAUGACUGAAAUGCUAUUAAUGCCUGGGCGGUAAAGUAUUGUGUCACUUCCUGUUUCCACUGGGGUCACACUGUAUUUCUACUGCUCUGUACUGUCUCUGCUAUUAUUUAUUUACUGUUACGAUCAAUACACUGAACAAACACACUUGUAAGUCAAUUCAUACUUUCACCCUCUGUUGGCGACACUUUUGCUUAACUCUCUGUCACAUACAUUCACUUACGGUGGUUUUUCUAGCUUAACAUGUUAGCUUAGCAGUGUUAGCUUCUCUCUCUCUCUACCUCCUUUUCCUGCGCUCUCUUGUGUUGUGUGCCACAUGUUUAACUACUUCUCUGCCUCCCCAUAGGAAAAAUGUGUUGCUCAUCUGUUGUUCAAGCUCAUCUCUUGAGAUCAGUUUGAGCUUCUAUUUGUAUUAUUCUGUGAUCAUUUGUUUCUGAGUUACAAGAGAUAAGCUAAAAAGAGACAAGACUUUGACAUUGAGUUGAGAUAAACAUUUGAGCAAUAUUUGAGUUGGAUAAACAGAGGAUAUCUCAUAAUUGUAUCCCCUGAUCUCAAUUAUGUCUUGGUUAUUUUGAAGGAGAAUUAAAGAGAAUUACAUGAGA